UAGAAUAUGGAAUGAUCGGCGAACAUACUGUAAAAAGUCAGCGGCCCAGAUCAGUCUUUGACACAAAGGCCCUGCAGGAGCAAGCUGAAUCUGCUAAAUUUAUGGCACAAACUGGUGAAUCUGGUGCAGAGGAGUGGUCCCAGUGGAGCUCAUGCUCAGUUUCAUGCGGCCAAGGGUCGCAGGUGCGAACAAGAACAUGUGGUUCACCAUACGGAACACACUGCAGCGGCCCUUUAAGAGAGUCAAGGGUUUGCAAUAACACUGUCCCCUGUCCAGUGCAUGGCGUCUGGGAGGAGUGGUCACCAUGGAGCCUGUGUUCGUUUACGUGUGGGCGUGGCCACCGCACUAGGAACAGGAUGUGUGCCCCGCCCCAACAUGGAGGGAGAGCCUGUGACGGGCCUGAGACCCAGAGCAAACUCUGCAACAUCGCCCUCUGCCCAGUGGACGGCCAGUGGCAGGAGUGGAGCCUGUGGAGUGACUGCUCAGUGACCUGUGCCAACGGGACCCAGCAGAGGACCAGACAAUGUUCAGCCGCCGCCCACGGUGGGUCGGAGUGUCGUGGCCACUGGGCAGAGAGCAGAGAGUGUUACAAUCCAGACUGCACAGCCAAUGGCCAGUGGAAUCCCUGGGGGCCUUGGAGUGGCUGCUCCAAAUCAUGUGAUGGGGGUUGGCAGAGGCGGGCGCGGGUGUGCCAGGGGGCAGCGCUCACCGGGCAACAGUGCGAGGGCACAGGGGAUGAAGUCCGCAAGUGCAGUGACCAGCGUUGCCCAGCGCCCUAUGAGAUCUGUCUGGAGGACUACACUGUAGCCAUGGUGUGGAGAAGAACACCUUCAGGAGAACUGGCCUUCAACAGGUGUCCUCCCAAUGCCACGGGCACCACUAGUCGACGCUGCUCUCUGGAUCACCGGGGUGUGGCCUACUGGGAACCACCCAGCUAUGCCCGCUGCAUAACCAAUGAAUAUAGAUACCUGCAGCAAUCAGGCCAUCUAGCUAAGGGCCAGGGGAAGUUGGCGGGGGACGGGAUGUCUCAGGUGACCAAGACCCUGCUGGAUCUCACCCAGAGAAGGAACUUCUACGCUGGAGACCUGCUGUCCUCUGUGGAGAUACUCAGAAACGUGACUGAUACCUUCAAGAGGGCCAGUUACGAACCGAGCUCAGACGACGUGCAGAACUUCUUUCAAAUCAUCAGCAAUCUCCUAGAGGAAGACAACAGGGAAAAGUGGGAGGACGCACAACAGAUCUAUCCAGGUGCAGUGGAGCUGAUGCAGGUCAUCGAGGAAUUCAUCCACAUUGUUGGCCUGGGCAUGAAGGACUUCCACAACGCCUAUCUGAUGACUGGGAACUUGG
This is a messenger RNA of Oncorhynchus keta (chum salmon), 1347 nucleotides long. RefSeq names its product adhesion G protein-coupled receptor B3-like. The record is from RefSeq and is a predicted model, not a curated record. Gene Ontology annotation, biological process: negative regulation of angiogenesis. Gene Ontology annotation, cellular component: membrane. The transcript is spliced from 10 exons. The annotation marks the transcript as partial. Gene Ontology annotation, molecular function: G protein-coupled receptor activity. Lineage: Eukaryota; Metazoa; Chordata; Actinopteri; Salmoniformes; Salmonidae.